AUGGAUCUUAGUGACUAUGAGGAUGAAUUUGCAGAUGCCCUACCAGUACCUCCUCCAUUUACCCCAUAUCCUAUGCCUGUCUCAUACCCUGCACCUCCACCUCCUAAGCUAUCUCAGACAACCUUACCAGUUCCUCCAUCCUCUGCCCCUAUAACUACCACUCCUCCUAAAUCCAUUCAUACCAUCAUUUCCCCUCCCAAAAACACACUCUCUGAAUUCCUCAUAAACCUUACAAUUCCAGACCCUCUUCCUUCUUUAAUGAAUGAAGGACCUCAACCUGCUGCACCUCAUGUUUCUGAAAUGGAUGAUGAUCCUGAAAUUCAGAAUCCUGAAGAACCACCCAGAUGGCCUCCUGUCCCUCCUACACCUUUUCCACCAUAUCAAAACCAGGACCCCAAGAGCAUCAACGGUCACUGUCUUGUCCAGAUUUGUUGCAAGACUCCAAGGCAAACUCAGGGAAUGAAAAAUCUUGAGAGGCCAACAGCUUGGAGACCCAAGAAAAUAGCAAUAGAAGAAGCCAAAGAUCUAACAAAGAUAUCUUUGGAUUACUUGCUUGGGUCUUUACAAACUCAUGACGUAGAGUUGAAAGCUGAUAAAUCAACUCUUGAGAACAAAAGAAGAACCAUAGCGUUAAAAUCUUCCCAAACAAUAAAAGAGGUAAGUGACGACGAUGAAGAUGAAGAGGUCGACAUGAAAAAAGAGAUAUCUCUCAUCAUGAGGAAGUUCAAAAAAUUCCUCAAGAAGAAAGGGAAAAUGCAACACAAGAACAAAUCCUACAGAGAUAAACCCAUGGAGAAAAAGAAAGCCAGGUUACUUCAGAACUGA
Messenger RNA from Macadamia integrifolia, 825 nucleotides. Its product is annotated as neural Wiskott-Aldrich syndrome protein-like. The record is from RefSeq and is a predicted model, not a curated record. The coding region runs from base 1 to 825 and encodes 274 amino acids. Lineage: Eukaryota; Viridiplantae; Streptophyta; Magnoliopsida; Proteales; Proteaceae. The transcript has 4 exons.